UGUGCAUUAGCGUUAUAUUGCACAACAAGCAUGGCGGACCAUGUGUCCACAUCGAUUGGAGAACUUCUGAAGAGAUUUUCCAAGCUAGUCCUGUCAAGCAGCACAAAAGAGCGAACUGAAGUUGUAGAAAGUGUCGCAAAAUGUGUUACGGAAACAGAUUUACCAGAGCAGGCAUUAAAAGGAAUUUUCAAAUUUUUAUACCCAACAAUAUGUGUGUACCGGGAUCCACACUCCCUAAGAUCAGCACGGAAACUUAUAGAGGCAGCAAUACAGAAACAGCCGUCAGCUUCGCUGAAACUGUUAGCUUCUUGUCUCGGAAAUUUUGCUGAAUCGCAGAAAAAGAUUGUGAAUGCCAGUCGAACCUCAGCUGGAGAUGCCCUGGUUGCCCUGUCCUGGUCAUGUAUUGGUUUAAAAGCCGGGUUCCAGAAUACAGCUGUUGGAGAUGACCUACUGAAAAAACUGAUAGAAGCUCAGCUGGGUAUUGUGUAUGGAGUAAUGGCUGGACAGAAUUCCAAUAUAUCCACAGCAGCUUACAGAAAGCUGACUUCGGUCUGGAAACAGGGACCUGCAGUAGUGGAGAGGUACGGGAGAUUUCUGGAAAAUCAAGAACACACUACGUACAGUGUAUGCCUCAUCAGUAUAUACAUGAAAUAUCUCUUCUCUAACAAAAUGCAGGAGCCACUAAAUACUGUUAAGGCAGCAUUUAUUGACGUAUAUCUGAAGCAGGUGAUAGGAUGCCGCAGUAAACCACCACUUGCUGUUCUGCUGUCCGCACAGGAUAUACUUCGACACUGCUCACACGAAACAUUCAAGGACAAAGUGUGGCCGGCAACACAGAAAGCUUUGCUCCGCAAUCCAGAAAUUAUUCUUCAGGCAUUCGGUUACCUGUUGGCUGGUCUACAGCUAGAUCUUAGCCAGUAUGCCAUGGAGAUUGUCAAACCACUUGGAGUACAACUGACAUCCAAGGACAGUACAGUAAGAGAGGAAGCGUGUUGUGCCGUACUUAAUCUUGCUGCACAGUGCAGUGAUCACGAGAUCGUAGAAAAGGUCACAAAACAUCUGUUUGGCGUGCUCAAUGGGUCGGAGGGUAAACUGACUCUGACGGAACAGAAGAUAAGUGUUCUGCAGGCCGUGGGAAACAUGAGUAAAAACACUGUGAGUGGUGCGCCGACAUUACAGAACCUGAGUACAUCUGUCGUAGAGUUGUUCAUUCCAGUACUGUCCUCAGAAGUACAUGAAGGUACCUUGAUUCAUGCGCUGUCAAUGAUGUCACUGUGGUGUUCCAAGUUUUACACACAGGUUCCUGACAAACUUGUGCAAUGGUUCAAGAAAGGAAUUACCUUAAAAUCUUCCACAUCACCAGUGAGAAAUGCCUAUAUUCUUUGCAUGAAUGCAUCAUUUCAUGGUGAUACACUUCAACAAGGAGUCGACAUGAUACCAGUCUUGAUGCAGUCUGUAGAGAAAGCAGUGAGCCAGUCUACUCAGGUUGCCGUGGUAACAGAGGCUGUGUCUGCAGCAAAUAUCCUUGUAAAACUCUCACUGGUUGAUAUUAAUGCAGAAAGUAAACUUGGACCUCUGUGGAAUGUGAUCUUAGACUGUGAUAAACAGAUCCUAGUCAAUGAAAAAUAUCUCUCGUCUGUCACUGAUCCUGCUUUGGAGGGAGUUGUCAGUUUGUCAGAAAAGCUCAUUCUGGAGUUUCCAAGUAAAAUGACUGACAAAGUAUCUCGGCCAUAUUACAAAGCACUAGUGUACUGUUUGACACGGAAGUCUUACGGUAUAAGGAAAUACACAAUGCACAGUGUGAAGAGGAUCCUGUCAUUGCUGGGGGGUACAGCUAUAGCUCUAUCAUUGAUACAGGUGUUUGAUGAAUUCUUGCAAACACAAAAGGUGAUAGAUGUGGACAUGUUAAACUGUGAGGACUCUGAAAGAGACGCAGUGUUAGAGCAGAUGAAGUAUGUAUCACCACGUAUACUGUCUUCAGCUAUAUUUUCUCUCAGUUCUGUGCCGAAACCAGAAGUGAAGGAUGCGGUGUCCAUUGCCAAAGCUUUGCUUGUCACUGCACACAAUCCAUGUAUAGUGUCAUUCAGCCCUGACAGAUGGACAGACAUAUUGUUUGCCUUGAAUCUUGAUGCCAGGACAUUUGUGAGAAAUAAUUGUGACUUUUGUCUCAGCAUUGUAGAGACAGGAACAGAGUUGACAGAGAGCAUUUUGAAUGCUGUACAAACACUGGUUAGAAUUGCACCAGAUGUUGUGUUGCCAGGUUUUGUUACAAAGAUUACUUUGUUGCUUGGAAAUGAUGACCUGGUUACAGUAACCAAGGAUGAAUAUGGAGCUUACCUGUGUAAAGAAGGAGAGUUAUAUGAUAGACAACUGGCUGAAAGUUUGAAAAUGAACGUGGUACAGAAUCAGAAUAUCCGAAGGGAGAAUAAACUGUAUUCUUAUAAAGAACAGAUGGAGGAACUAGAGAUUAGAAAGGAAAUCGAGAAAAAGAAAGGUAAGACUGUGAAAGAGCAGCCAAAAUUAACAAAGAAACAGGAAGAGGUUCUUCAAGCACAGUUACAGAAAGAAUCAGAAAUAAGAGCAAGACUUACAGUGCUGGACAAAGAUCUGUGCAAGGGCUGUCAGCUUCUCAGUUCUUUGAUCAAAGGAAACAGUGAAUCUACUGGAUUGUUUAUGAAGGAAUUGUGCCGAUUGCUGGUACCUCUACUCAAGUCUCCACUUGCUGGACCACAGGCUAGUCAAGUGUUUAUUGAGCUGGGAACCACAGCUUUUGAAGAUGAACAAUUAGGUACAUUACUGAGCAACUCUACAGUACGUCUAUUGAACCCAGAAUGUGAGUGCAAUAAAGCCUGGUCACAAGAACCUCUUGCAAAACAAGCUACGCGAGUGAUAGAAAUUUUGUACUCUGAGUCGGUGUCGGUAGAAACGCCAAACAAUUUCGCUCAGUACGAUGACGACUCUCAGUGGACGCUCUAUCCGGCAACAAGUUUUGCAUUCAUGUAUUAUUUCCUUAGCUGCGUGUUAGCGAAUAAUGGAGAGGCUAUAGGAAAAGAUGAAGGGUUGAUGGGGAAGGUGUUAAAGCUGAUAGCUCAUCAUGCACAGCUGAGACAUAAUGAACAGAGACCGCAAUAUGGGCCAGGUUUAUUCCCAGUGAGAGAGUUAUUACAGUUAUUGAUCAGAGUGAUAGGUGUUUCUACAACAAAGAUACAGCAGCUAGCUGAUACAGCACUUGUUGAGGUGACCAAGUCUGUGAACGGAGAUCAGGGUUGUACUAAAAUAGGAAGCGAUGAGAUCAAAGUACUGUUAGAAUCCUUAAUGUCAACAUGUACAGCAUCUAGGGAGGCAGCUUUGCAGGGGUUACAUUGUCUGAGCAAAGUCUUACCAAACAUUGAUGAUAACUUUGAGCUUGGAUUACUGAUAGCACAGAGAGUAUGGGUGGCCAGCUUUGAUGUGGAGAAUGAUGUAAAAACCCUAGCGGAAAGUCUUCGUGAAGAACUCCACUUAGAUGAACCCUAUGAGGAUAUGUGUUCCCCACUGGUUGAUGAUGUAAUACACCCGGAGGAGAUUGUACGCAAAGCGGGGGCCGAAUGCCUCGCAAAAACACUUGAAUGUCACACAGACUUUAUUGAUGCUACCAUUGAUAUGUUGCUUCAGAAAUAUGAUAAGAAACUGGAGAUGCCGGCACCAGUACUUGAUGAAUUUGGUCGAGUGAUAUCAACACAACAGAUGGAUGAGUGGCCAGCUCGGACUGGGAUUGCCAUGGCACUGGGGCACAUUGCCCCAAUACUACCCCAGGACCAGUUACUUCCUCUGUUCAACUUCUACGUACCAAAGGGUCUAGGUGACAGAAGCCCGGAGGUCAGAUCUCAGAUGAGGUCGGCAGCACUAGCAACUAUCAAUGUACAUGGAAAGGACAAUGUUGCUGAGCUACUGCCAGUGUUUGAGGAGUUUCUGACGAGUGCCCCAGGUACCGCCAGUUACGACGCUGUCAGACAGAGCAUUGUCAUCCUCAUGGGCUCCCUGGCUAAACAUUUAGAUAAAGACAACCCAAAGGUGAAGCCCAUAGUGGGUCAGCUUAUAGCUGCUCUAUCAACACCAUCACAGGAGGUACAGGAAGCUGUUGCGAACUGUCUGCCUCCGUUAGUGCCGGCUGUCAAAUCAAACGCCCCAGAACUUGUUCAGAAACUGAUGGACCUUUUACUGGAAUCAGACAGUUACGGAGAGCGUAAGGGGGCAGCUUACGGUCUGGCGGGUCUUGUUAGAGGACUGGGAAUCACGGCACUGAAGCAACUGGAGAUCAUGACAACGUUAGAAGAUGCCGUGAAAGAUAAGAAAAACCCAAGAAGGAGAGAAGGAGCCUUGUUUGCCUAUGAGAUGAUGUGCACAAUGUUGGGUAAACUAUUUGAGCCAUAUGUUGUUCAUAUUCUGCCACACCUGUUGCUGUGUUUUGGGGAUGCCAGUCAGUAUGUCAGAGAGGCAGCAGAUGAAACAGCAAAGGCAGUUAUGGCAAUGUUAACAGCUCAUGGUGUCAAACUUGUCUUGCCGUCAUUAAUUAAAGGUCUGGAAGAAGACUCCUGGAGAACUAAGGCUGGUGCUGUUGAGUUACUGGGUUCUAUGGCGUACUGUGCCCCCAAACAGCUGUCAGCCUGCCUGCCGAGUAUUGUCCCUAAGAUCACGGAAGUUCUCACAGAUUCUCAUGCACGAGUACAGAAAGCUGGUUCCCAGGCUCUCAGACAGAUUGGCAAUGUUAUCAGGAACCCUGAAAUUCAAGCAAUUGUACCAGUGUUGCUGGAUGCAUUACAAGAUCCAGCCAGGAAGACUAGUAUGUGUCUACAGAACCUGCUGGAGACAAAAUUUGUCCACUUUAUAGACGCUCCGUCCCUGGCUCUCAUCAUGCCUGUAGUGGAACGUGCAUUCCAGGACAGGGCAACCGAAACGAGGAAGAUGGCUGCACAAAUUAUAGGCAAUAUGUACUCACUUACUGAUCAAAAGGAUCUUGACCCAUAUAUAGAGAAGGUUAUCCCAGGUCUGAAACAGUCUCUUCUUGACCCUGUACCAGAAGUGAGGGCGGUGUCGGCUCAUGCCCUUGGUGCUAUGGUGAAGGGUAUGGGAGGUCAGAAAUUCGAUGAAUUAAUGAACUGGUUAAUGGAGACACUGAAGUCAGAGGGAAGUUCAGUGGACAGAUCUGGGGCUGCUCAAGGUCUCAGUGAAGUGUUGGGUGGUAUGGGUCUUGCUGAUAUGCACAAGUUGAUGCCACAGGUCAUACAUACUGCAGAACGCACGGACAUACCGCCACACGUGCGUGAUGGUUAUAUCAUGAUGUACAUAUAUCUGCCAUCUGUGUUCAAGGAGGAAUUCAAACAAUAUGUGGGACCUAUCAUCCCAUCCAUUUUACAGGCACUGGCUGAUGAGUCUGAAUAUGUGCGAGAUACAGCCUUGCGUGCUGGUCAGAGAAUCAUCAACAUGUACGCUAAUACAGCUAUAGAGUUACUGUUACCCGAACUGGAGAAAGGAUUGUUUGACGAUAACUGGAGAAUCAGAUACAGCUCAGUACAGCUACUCGGAGAUUUGUUGUACAGUAUAUCUGGUGUGUCAGGUAAAAUGUCUACCGAGAGUGCAGGAGAAGAUGAUAAUUUUGGUACAGAAAGUUCACAGCAACUUAUCUACAAAAUUCUCGGGGCAGAAUGUCGCAAUCGUAUCCUCUCUGGGCUUUACAUGGGUCGCUCGGACUCUGCACUCCUUGUGCGGCAGGCAGCACUUCACGUAUGGAAGGUUAUUGUGCCAAAUACUCCAAGAACUUUGCGGGAGAUCCUGUCUACCUUGUUCUCAUUGUUGCUUGGAUGUUUGGCCAGCACUAGUCAUGAUAAAAGACAGGUUGCUGCUAGAACACUUGGUGACUUGGUAAGGAAACUUGGAGAACGUGUUUUACCAGAAAUUAUACCUAUCCUGGAACAUGGACUAGACUCGGAGCAGAGUGACCAGAGACAAGGAGUGUGUAUAGGAUUACGGGAAAUCAUGUCUUCUACACAGAGAGAUCAUGUGAUGUUCUAUGCAGACAGUCUGAUACCAACAGUGAAGCGUGCCCUGGUAGAUCCUCUACCAGAAGUACGUGAGGCAGCAGCCAGUACAUUUGAUGGUCUCCAUACCAACAUUGGCCAGAGAGCACUCGAUGAUAUCUUACCCGAUCUCCUAGAUAAACUGGGUGAUGACCCGGAGCUGUCAGAGAGAGCGUUGGAUGGUCUCACACAGGUUAUGAUAGUGAAGAGUAGAGUGGUGCUGCCUUAUCUUGUCCCCCAGUUAACAACUCCACCAGUGAACACUCGAGCCCUGUCUUAUCUUGCCUCAGUAUCUGGUGAGGCCCUUACAAGACAUCUUCCCAAAAUUCUCCCUGCUCUUAUGUCCUCACUCAGUGAAAAAGCUGGCACACCAGAAGAACCUCAGGAGUUGGAGUACUGUAGGAAUGUAGUUUUAUCUGUGGAGGAAGAGUUUGGUGUCCGUACCAUCAUGGAGGAAUUGCUCAGUGCCUCACAGUCCAAGGACCCAGACAGGUGUCGAGCCUCGCUCACCAUCCUCCACGCCUUCUGUGAGAAUACGAGGGUAGAUUACGAGGAGUUCCUGCCACAGCUGUUCCGUGGUCUGAUUGGUCAGUUUGUGAGAAGGGAGGAGCCAGUCUUGCUAGCAGCUUGGGAAUGUCUUAAUGCUAUUACCAAGAAACUGAACACUGCAGAUAUGUUAGAUCAUAUCCAGAAUGUGCGACAAGCUAUACGGUACGCUGCUGCAGAUUUGAAGGGGGAGGAAUUGCCAGGCUUCAGUAUUCCAAAAAAAGGUAUAACACCAGUGUUGCCUAUCUUCAGAGAAGGGAUAUUGAAUGGUUCACAGGAUAUGAAAGAACAGGCAGCCAUUGCUCUUGGUGAACUUAUUCAGAAAACAAGUGCCGAGGCCCUGAAACCAUCUGUAGUUAAUAUCACAGGGCCUCUAAUCAGAAUUCUGGGAGACAGAUUUGCCUGGGGUGUAAAAACUGCAGUUUUAGAGACACUGACACUUCUUCUGUCAAAGGUAGGAGUGAUGUUAAAGCCAUUUUUACCCCAACUGCAAACAACAUUUUUAAAAGCUUUGAAUGAUCCAAACAGAGCAGUGAGACUGAAGGCUGCAGCUGCCUUAGGAAAACUGAUAGUCAUACAUACUAGAGUAGAUCCGUUAUUUACUGAGUUACACACUGGUAUAAAAACAGCGGAGGAUAUAAGUGUCAGGGACACCAUGUUACAGGCAUUGAGGUUUUGUUUGGUUGGUGCUGGACAGAAAAUGUCGGUGGUCAAUCGUAAACAACUUACCCCAACACUUACCGAUAUGUUAGGAUGUACGGAUGAAUCUACUCGCAUGGUGGCGUCGGGUUGUGUAGGUGUACUGUGUCUGUCUCUGGAUGAGGAAGAACUCGCAGAUUUACUGAUUCAACAGUUGCUUGACACUAGUUCAUCAACAGACUGGAUGUUGAGGCAUGGUAGAGGAAUAGCCCUAGGUAUAGCAUUAAAAGAAGCCCCAGACAAACUGUGGUGUGACCAAUUCCGAAGUAGUGUGAGGAAAACUGUAAUUAGUCUAACUGAAGCUGAUAGGAUUCCUUUAUGUACUAGUGGAUACAGAUGCUUAGGUUAUUUAUUAAGUCAUCUUAUAAAAACAGAUACCUUAGAAACAGACCUUAUCACAACUCUAAUGAAGGGUUUUAAACAGGAAUCGAAUGAUAUAAAACAAAUGAUAGGACAGAUUGUAUCAUUUAUAAUGUCAGGACUAACACAAGGGUUAGAUCCUGCAGUGUGUAAACUGAUGGUUAUGCCACUUGUAAAUGGAACGAAGGAGAAGAACACUGUAGUACGGACUAAUUCAGAAUAUGCUUUAGUUUCUGUGUUACAACUUAGGAAAGGAGAUUCAUAUCUUAAGACUGUGAUUUCUAUGUUAGACUCUGGAAUGCAGGACCCAUUACAGGAGGUAGUGUCUAAAUCACUGAAAAAGAUUAUCAGUCAACCUGAACCCCCUGCAGAUCAAAUGGAUGAUACCAUUCUCAUUUAGCAGGAUGUUAAUAAUGACUUUAUAGGACUAAAACUAUUCUAUUAUUACACAAAGACACUUAAUAAAAUUGGUGAUAAAUUUACGGAUGCUUGGUGGUAGGAAAGUGACGGCAUUAACAUUUUUUAAGUCUUUCCAUAUUUUGACAGCCUGAAUAACAAAAAAUUUCUUGAAGCAAAAUUUCUUUGGAACAGUUUUACAAAAAAAGGUGUUUGUGCUGUAAAAGAUGGUAUAUGAAUGCAUGAAAUAUGAAUUAUGCAGCUUUCCCUUUUACUUAAUUGUUUUAUGACCCUGUAAAGGUUGGAAAGUCUUUGGUAAAUGAUAUUGUCAGCAGAUCAGAUAAUUAAUACCUGAUUCAGCCAGAUUAUACAUGUAUAGGAUGAAAUAAUAGUAUAAGAAAAAAAAAUCUUGUUUAAGCUCUGUUUUACAUUUAAGCUCUGUUUUGGGCUUAAACUAAAAAAGCUCUUUUUUAAUGUUAAGCUCUGUUAUCAGUUUAAACUCUAUUUUGAGUUUAAGCUCUGUUGUGAGUUAAAAUGAAACUUAUAAGUUAUAAAUGCUUUGUUACAUUGAUAUAAAACAUGAUCUUAGUGCUAUCUAUAUUUUGCCAUAUUGUUUAGUUUUGGGCGUGUUCUCUUGUUAACAUCAUGUAAAAUUAUAUUAUCUUAGUUUGUACUUGUUUUAACAUUUCCAAUUUCCUUUGACUUUCACCAAAUUUUUAAAUGCUGUACAUUACAGAAUGUGAAAUUGAAAACAUGUAUAUAUACUCUAUCAUUGGAAUUUCAUCAUGUUAAUAGUAAUGCU
Mercenaria mercenaria is the source of this 8859-nucleotide messenger RNA. Its product is annotated as eIF-2-alpha kinase activator GCN1-like. Gene Ontology annotation, molecular function: protein binding; protein kinase regulator activity. The coding region runs from base 31 to 8061 and encodes 2676 amino acids. NCBI's taxonomy places the organism in Eukaryota, Metazoa, Mollusca, Bivalvia, Venerida, Veneridae. The record is from RefSeq and is a predicted model, not a curated record. The transcript has 51 exons. Gene Ontology annotation, cellular component: cytosol. Gene Ontology annotation, biological process: cellular response to amino acid starvation; regulation of translation.